Bacillus rossius redtenbacheri is the source of this 5583-nucleotide messenger RNA. RefSeq lists its product as uncharacterized. The transcript is spliced from 5 exons. Bases 3145 to 3489 code for a protein of 114 amino acids. The record is from RefSeq and is a predicted model, not a curated record. Lineage: Eukaryota; Metazoa; Arthropoda; Insecta; Phasmatodea; Bacillidae.
UCGCGUCUUCUUCCGGCUCUAGUAUUGUUGAACAAAAAAGUGUUCGUGUAAACAUAGGCGUCCGCGAACAGAAGAGCUCGUGUGAACGUAGGCGCCCGCGAACAGAAGAGCUCGUGUGAACGUAGGCGCCAGCGAACAGAAGAGCUCGUGUGAACAUAGGUGCCCGCGAACAGAAGAGCUCGUGUGAACAUAGGCGCCAGCGAACAGAAGAGCUCGUGUGAACGUAGGAUCCCCGCGAACACAAGAAUCUCCUGCAAGUGAUCCGAUAAAUCGACUGUUGUGUUGCUGGUCCUGUGGCCUUGAUAUCUACGGCUACCUCCUAGAGAAUGCUGACCGCCUGGUAGGAUUGAAGAUAGAUCGACUGCGGCGCUAGUUCUACAGCCCUGAUAAAUUCGUCUACCUCCUCGAGAAUGCCGACCGCCUAGUAGGAUUGAAGAUAGAUCGACUACGACGCUAGUUCUGCAGCCCUGAUAACUUAAGCUACCUCCCCGAGAAUUCUGACUGCCUGGUAGGAUUGAAGAUAGAUCGACUGUGAUGGUAGUUCUGCAGCCCUGAUAACUUAAGAUACCUCCUCGAGAAUGCUGACCGCCUGGUAGGAUUGAAGGUAGAUCGACUGCGACGCUAGUUCUGCAGCCCUGAUAACUUAAGCUACCUCCUCGAGAAUGCUGACCGCCUGGUAGGAUUGAAGGUAGAUCGACUGCGACGCUAGUUCUGCAGCCCUGAUAACUUAAGCUACCUCCUCGAGAAUGCUGAACGCCUGGUAGGAUUGAAGAUAGAUUGACUGCGACGCUAGUUCUGCAGCCCUGAUAAAUUCGGCUACCUCCUCGAGAAUGCUAACCGCCUGGCAGGAGGACCCGACCCUCAGUUCCCUUGUCGGCGUCUCGACGGAGGAGGCACCGGACGCCUCGACCGGCAGCGUGGAAGUCGUCGUGCGGCGCCUGACCCACGACGCGGCAGCGCCGGCCCAAGAGGGCCUCAGCGUCCCGACGCCCCUGACGGCCGUCAUGGUGGUGUCCGCCUUCGUGUUCCUCACCGUGUUCAGCGUGGUCGCCUACGUGAUGCGCGUGCGCUACCGUCACCAGGUGCACUCGUGGCACCACGUCGAGGACGAGGGCCUUCAGCUGCAGCCGUUCAUCAGGAGCGCCUAGGUUCUUCAUGAGCUCCUACUUCAGCUGUUCUUCACGUGUGCCUAGGACAGCGGUUCUUCAUGUGCUCCUGGGACAGCGGUUCUUCAUGUACGCCUGGGACACCAGUUCUUCAUGUGUGCCUAGGACAGCAGUUCUUCAUGAGCUCCUAACACAGCGGUUCUUCAUGUGCGCCUAGGACAGAUGUUCUUAAUGAGCUCCAGGGACAGCGGUUCUUCAUGGGCUCCUAGGACAGCGGUUCUUCAUGAGCUCCUAACACAGCGGUUCUUCGUGAGAUCCUAACACAGCGAUUCUUUAUGAGCUCCUAACACAGCGGUUCUUCAUGAGCUCCUAACACAGCGGUUCUUUAUGAGCUCCUAACACAGCGGUUUUUCAUGUGUGCCUCGGACAGUGGUUCUUCAUGUGUGCCUCGGACAGUGGUUAUUCAUGUGCACCUAGGACAGCUGUUCUUCAUGAGCUCCUAACACAGCGGUUCUUUAUGAGCUCCUAACACAGCGGUUCUUUAUGAGCUCCUAACACAGCGGUUCUUCAUGUGUUCCUAGGGCAUCGGUUCAUCAGAAGCGCCUAGGACAGCGGUUCUUCAUGAGCUCCUAGGACAGCGGUUCUUCGUGAGCUCCUAGGACAGCGGUUCUUCAUGAGCUCCUAACACAGCGGUUCUUCAUGAGCUCCAGGGACAGCGGUUCUUCAUGUACGCCUGGGACACCAGUUCUUCAUGUGUGCCUAGGACAGCUGUUCUUCAUGAGCUCCUAACACAGCGGUUCUUUAUGAGCUCCUAACACAGCGGUUCUUCAUGUGUUCCUAGGGCAUCGGUUCAUCAGAAGCGCCUAGGACAGCGGUUCUUCAUGAGCUCCUAGGACAGCGGUUCUUCGUGAGCUCCUAGGACAGCGGUUCUUCAUGAGCUCCUAACACAGCGGUUCUUCAUGAGCUCCUAGUUCAGCGGUUCUUCAUGAGCUCCUUGGACAGUGGUUCUUCACGUGUGCCUGGGACACCGGUUCCUCAUGUGUCCCUAGGACAGCGGUUCUUCAUGAGCUCCUAACACAGCGGUUCUUCAUGAGCUCCUAGUUCAGCGGUUCUUCAUGAGCUCCUUGGACAGCGGUUCUUCAUGAGCUCCUAAGACAGCAUGUCUGCGAGUCCGUCUAGGAGGACAGCAUCUCUGCAAGUGCGCCAAAAAGUGUCAUUUCUGCACAUGCUCCUAAUAAGACAGCAGUUCUGCAAGUGUGCAUAGGAGGACAACAGUCAUGUGCACAUAAGAGAUCGUAAGUUCUGGCAGUCCAUCUGGGAGGACAGCUUUUCUUCAAGUUCAAUCGGAAGGAAAGCAGUUCUCCAAGUGUGCAUAUGACGAUAUCAUUUUUUAAAUUGGAUCUGGGGCAGCAACUUUCUAAGUGUAUCUACAUAAAAGGACAUCAGUUAUCUAAGUGCACAUAGAAGAAGAGUUGUUCUGCAAAAGCAACUCUGUGGAUACCUAUUAUUUAUUCAAGUGCAUCUAGGAGGAUAUAAUUUCCUCAAGUGAACCUGGUAGGGCAGCAGUACAUAGUGAAAAGACAGUUUUCCAAUAUUUACCAAAAAAAAAAGAGUCUUUCAAAAAUACUCAGAUUAAAAAAAAAACGCAUGUGAAAGAGAAGUUUCCUUAAUCUAUUGUAUGAAAAGAAUGUUUUGUUGUAGUCAUGCUGUGUCAUUAUUUUGUAAUGAAAUAUUAACAUAGCUGAUUUACCCAACAGGUGUUGAAGACGAAAAGAAAUUUCCAAAUUGAUUAAAGUUUUUUUUCGGAAACCAAACGGAAUUCUCAGAAAAUGAAGACUAUUCUUCUCUUCCUUUGGACGGACUUCGCCACUGAUCCUGUGAUUAAUGACGUCACUUCUGUGUGGAACAAGCAUCUUGCAGCGAACGAGACAGAGCCACGCCCCCCGCGUCCAGACGGCCAAUAGGAAGAGCCGGGAGCAUGGCGCCCAGCUAGCGGCAUGCCGACUGUCCUGCUAGAGGCCGGAGCUGCGGUGACGUCAUGAGGCGGGUGGUCACCACGGUGCUGAUCAUCAUCUUGACCUUGAACGUGUGCAGUUCACCCGCGCCUCAAGGAGGGCAGCACGGGCAGCCACAGGCGGGGUCGCCCAGCACGCCAGGGGUGGGGGGAGGCGUGCGGCGGGCCCGCGCCAGGGGCUGGAGGGAGUGGCGGAGGGGGGACCCCACCCUCAUCAACAGCCUGUGGAAGAGCAAGACCCCGCUGGGCAACGCCGAGCCCUACAUCGUGCUGGCGCUGCUGAUCGGCUUCGUGACGGUCGUGAUCGGCUGCUGGCUGUCCGACAACUGCUGGUCCGCCGAGCCGGAGCACAUCCUGGCCGUGUCAUAGAACUGAUUCUAGUGCCGGCGCUGCUGCUGCGCCGGUUCCGCCGCCGACUGGCGCCACGACAGGCGCUUCGGCUGACGUCUACCAGGAUGGUAGGGGGGGAACCGCAGCACUGCUGGCACUACCACUCGGACACGCCCGUCUUCAGGGUGGCAAACUCUCCGACGACACCCCGCAAGUUUCCCUCUGGGACGCCAACCGGAUCUCCGCAUCACUCUCUACCCGGUUCUCCGUGGUCAACCGAUUCAACUCCACCUGGUGCUUCAAACGACGCCUAGCUCUCAAAGUCAACCACUUCACCUCCUCUAGAUCUCCAAACAUAGCCCUCCACAAUCGACCGAUUCAACUACACCUGGUGCUUCAACGACGCCUAGCUCUCAAAGUCAACCGCUUCACCUCCGAUAGCUCUCCCGCAUAGCCCUCCACAAUCGACCGAUUCGACUCCACCUGGGUGCUUCAACGACUCCUAGCUCUCAAAGUCAACCUCUUCAACUCCGAUAGCUCUCCCACAUAGCCUUCCACAAUCAACAGAUUCAUUUUAAACUGGUUCUUCAGACCAGAAGCUUUAACACCACUUAGCUCUCCAAGAUAACCGCUAUAACUCUUCAAGUCAAAUUAUAAAACUCAACCUAAACGAGGUUCAACUCAACCUAGAUCUUCAAAUCAACAUCUUCAAUACAACCUAGUUCUCCAAGACAUCAGAAACAACCCAACCUAUCUCUCCGAAAUUAUUGAUUCAACUGCAACUUGCUCUCCAAUACAAUUAAUUCAACUGCAACUUGCUCUCCAAUACAAUUGAUUCAACUGCAACUUGCUCUCCAAUACAAUUGAUUCAACUGCAACUUGCUCUCCAAUACAAUUGAUUCAACUGCAACUUGCUCUCCAAUACAAUUGAUUCAACUGCAACUUGCUCUCCAAUACAAUUGAUUCAACUGCAACUUGCUCUCCAAUACAAUCGAUUCAACUGCAACUUGAUCUCCAAUACAAUUGAUUCAACUGCAACUUGCUCUCCAAUACAAUUGAUUCAACCGCGCCUAGCUCUCCAAUAAAAUUGGAUUCAACUGCACCUAGAUCUCCGAAAUAACUGAAGAAACUUAACUCUUUAAGAACAUAGGUACAGUGCCAUCUUGUGAACCAAUGAAACCCCGCAUAGCCUUCAAAGUUGAUUGAUUCAUCUCCAUUGUGAUUGUCACUAAAGACCGCUGCAAUAACUUCAUUUGGCCUUCCAAGACGACUUAAUGAUUAAACCGCUACAUUGUCACGAAGAUACAUGGUCAUAGUAAUAACACGUGCUUGCAAGAUACUGUACAAAAAUCGCCAGUGCACAAUAUUAUUUAGGUGAUAAGAAUAUCGUGAUUAAUAAUUCCUAGCAGCUGUGUUCUCAUUUUUCACUCGGAUCGAAAUAUAGGUCAACCACUAACAUUGAGUGUCAUGCGAAUUAACCGUAACAGCUACGAACGAAACUGUUUACAGAAAAUUUGCUCUGUGUGAUUAUUUCGAACAGACGUAACUUGUAAUUAGUUUUUGUACGAUACUGACAUAUUCAUAUCGCUUGUAUCACAUCGUAGAGUAAACAUAAUAUUGAGUAUGGUAAAUGACGUGUGUUUAUACAAGGGAAAGUGAAUCGUCAUUUGAUAAAAAUUCGUCGCAGGACCUCUUGAAACAGUUUCAAAAUACUUAUCGAUAAAAGUGUGCUGAAAUUUUGCUCAGAAUCUUUUUGCGAACAGUCCGAAUGCGCAUGCUCUAUGUGCGAAUAAUUUGGAAAACAUUUGGUUUCUCCAAAUUUAAAGAAAAAUUGGUGAAGUUUUGAGACUAUAAAUUAUAUUAGUACUUUUUUUUUAAUAUUAUAGCCUACUAUAUCAAAUUAUGAAUUAUAAGUUGAACUGUUUUAUUUUUCUGUAUGUUUAAAAUUCAUAUUUGGGAAAGAGUUAACUUUCUAGUUUUGACAUUUGAAAAUUGCCAUUUUUUUUUUAUAUUUGAAAUGCUUGAACGUUAGAGUAUUAUGGAAGAACUGUAUAUUUACUGUGCAAGUAUAUUUCGAUUCAGAAAAUAGGUUUCAACAAUGUAUUUAUGUAUAGAUAAACUAAUUGAUUAUUC